Messenger RNA from Syzygium oleosum, 1192 nucleotides. RefSeq lists its product as uncharacterized. The transcript is spliced from 3 exons. NCBI's taxonomy places the organism in Eukaryota, Viridiplantae, Streptophyta, Magnoliopsida, Myrtales, Myrtaceae. The record is from RefSeq and is a predicted model, not a curated record. The coding region runs from base 16 to 855 and encodes 279 amino acids.
ACUUGGGCCUCGUACAUGGGCCUCGUUCAUGGGCCCGGCCCGUCUUCGUUCCUCUCCGCGCCUCCCCCCAAAAUCCGAAGCACCCAAAGGAAAGGAAUCAUCCCCCAUCGUCGUCGUCCACGGUCCGAAGCUCGCCGCAAGCCUCCUCGUCUCCUCCGCGACUCGCGAGCCCUAACCGCCGCCGCCGUCUCCCUCUCCGCCAGCUCGAUCGAAGUUCCGAAGAAGCCUCGGCCUCUGCUCGCUCCUUCUGGCGUCGCCGAUGGCUCGCGGGAUCUGAUCGGGCGCUUUCCCCCUUCUCGAUCGUUCUCCUUGGAAGAAACCAGGUGUUGCAGUACUAUGGGGGAUUUUACCGUUCAAAUAAGCAAUGAACUUGUAGAUCGACUUCUUGACAAUGAUGAGAAGUCGAAAAGAAAAACAAGAAAAAUAAAACCAAGGUUAUCAAAAGAGCCUCAACAUCCACAGAGUAAGGUGAAUCAGAAGCAGCCGCCUAAUGAUUCUACUGGAUUGCCAAUUCAUCCUCCAUUUUUCCUGCCUGUUAGCCCUCCUGCACAUUCUGCAAAGUCGGAGUUGGAUGCUAUUCGAUCGGUUCUUAAAGAGAGCGAGAGCGCCGUCGAGAGGCUGCAGAAGCAGGAAGAGAACGUGCUCCGCGAGGUAACUGAAAGAGCCAAGGAGCUUCGCGAUAAGGAGUUCAAGCUUCCGUACCAGAAGCCAAUGCCGUGUUUGGCUGAGAACAAUGCUUGCUUGGAGUGCUACAAGGAGCAUGCUAAAGACCCUUUGAAAUGUGCUCAUCUCGUAAGAAGUUUCGCGGACUGUGCUCGAAGAGCGAGGCAGCAAGUGAGUACUGCGGAUAAGUAGACAUAACUACACAACCAAUCCCGGGUCUGUGACCCAUUGUUUGUUCUACUGAGUCUCUUUUCUCAGCAGCGGGUAAUAAAGAACAGUUAAUUCUCUUCACAGGGUAUCCUGUGCUGAUAUUCCGCAGUUAGAUAUUUUGCUUCCUCAUUUUGGGUCACUAUUGAAUUGUUUGUCAAUGUCGGUCGACAUGGCUUCACUACGAGACUUGUGAAAAUACCUCUCAGUUCACCAGCUGAUACCAGAUAUUUUUGCCCUCUGGAUAUCAAGUGCAACUCUUCUUGUAGUGUUCCUGCAUCACCGGUAUGCAAUUCUAGUAUGAUCCCCUUCCCUUGGAUAA